This is a messenger RNA of Boleophthalmus pectinirostris (great blue-spotted mudskipper), 1961 nucleotides long. RefSeq names its product transcriptional-regulating factor 1-like. Gene Ontology annotation, biological process: regulation of transcription by RNA polymerase II; negative regulation of DNA-templated transcription. The coding region runs from base 282 to 1877 and encodes 531 amino acids. Lineage: Eukaryota; Metazoa; Chordata; Actinopteri; Gobiiformes; Gobiidae. Gene Ontology annotation, molecular function: transcription corepressor activity. The record is from RefSeq and is a predicted model, not a curated record. Gene Ontology annotation, cellular component: transcription regulator complex; histone deacetylase complex. The transcript is spliced from 10 exons.
UAUAGGACAUUUCAGUGAAGUAGGUCUGUUACUUUUUUUGCUUUAUCUCAUUUUAGACCAAAUUAAACCCGAUGCAUCGUCUCAGCCUUGGAGACCCGUUUGACCUAUAACAUUAAACCUCUUCAGUUUCGUGUCUCAAACGUCACAUCGGGGAAGAGACGAAUGGAGCUGAGAGAGGAAGACCUUAAAGCCACAUCCUGACAGAGACUGCAGCCAAGAACCUCGCAAACUCUUCUAUAGGUCAAUGUCGAAAAUGAGAAACCACAGCCCGUACUGACACGAUGACGGACCCGAGACCAUUUCCUCCUCUUCCUCCUCCUCCCCCCUCCUCCUCCGCAUCCCCCAGAAUGCACCCCUGCGCCCUCCCACCUUCCGCCUUCAUGACCUCGCCUCCUCCUCUUCCUCCUCAACAUCAUCAUCAUCAUCAUAAUCAUCAUCAGCCCAGCUCACAGUUCAUGAACCAGUCACAAACGCAGCAUCAUUUCGCGGGGCAGAAUCUGGACACGGCUCUGGAGAGCAGCGACUGGAGCCCGGCGCAGUUUCCCAGCAUGCUUAGCGGCUACACGGAACAGGAAUGGGAUCUCCCAGCAUCCUCCCAAAAUCUGUUCAACUCUGCAUUCAACUACGAUUCUUUUCAGUCUGACGUUUUCCACUAUCCCGAUCCUCAGUGUCUCCAAUCCAACAAUUAUUACCCGCAAACCUCCUCCACGGCUGACAUGUCCCACUGGGGGGCGAUGGAGCCGACCACGCCCCAGCUUCAGUGCUCCUCUCUGGGCUACACCUCCAGAGACGCCGCCCUGGGAUCCUGGAGCUCCACGGAAUACAACUUCACUUCAAACACGGACAGCUUUAUCCCAUUUUAUCCCAAUAGUUACCAGGAAAACCAGAAUUUCCUGAGUCCGUCCACACCAGGGCCCAGUCCGCAUUAUCCCCCCUCCUUCGUGACGAGUCCGACGAGUGAAAACUGCACGGAGAGACUGGCGUAUCAGACGUUUGUGGAGCCGGGAAUGUUUACUGUGAAUUCUGAAACAGCAAAUGUCCAAAACGAUGUGAUUCAGAAACAGACGAAGCCGAGGAAGACGACGAGAGGAAGAGGAGGAGGAGGAGCGGGCGGAGGUGGAGGAGUGACGAGGCCACGCAAAAGUCGGACAGACAAGAAAAAGGUCAAAGACUCACCAGAGCCGCCUGUACUUGAGCGGGCUGCACCUGAGCGGGCUGCACCUGAGCGGGCUGCACCAGAGCGCCCUGCACCUGUGGACAUUGCCGUGGUGACGCCCCCUUCGUUGCAGCGGCGCUGUGUCAUGGCGGAGGUGGAGGAGCUGGAGGUUCACGAGGAGCAGAGUCAGAAUCGCAGCCUGAUGAGAGUGGCCAUAGACGGGGGCAGAAGUCACUACAGGCCUCCCCCGAUCCUCAGCCCCACCAGAGCAGGCGCCGGGCUGCACUGGGCCCUGGCAAACAAAUGUAGCGCUGUGGCGAUGGAGACAGCUUCAUUGGGAACACUAACCUCAGAAACCACUGCACCGUGUAUCAACGUUGGGCGGAGCUUCCAGGCCGAGAUCCCGAAACUCAGAGCCCGAAGACACGCCCACUCCGACUCCCAUAAUGCACUGCUGCUGUGGAGGCCACUGAACGAGCUGGAGCCAUCUGAAAACCAGCAAAGAGUGGAGGCUCUUCUGAAGUUCGCUCAGUCCAGUGCAGUGCCGGGAGGAGGGACUAAGCCUGAAGACGUGCUCCUGCUCCUGUCGCAGAACAGAGGGGACUUCCUGCUGACAGUGGAGAAGCUGCUGACGGCUCCAAAAAGCACCAAAAAAAGACAGUCGUCAUUUGCUCUUCAGGCUCCCAGACGUCACUCUCCAGUCACGCCCAGCUACAGCUAAUGUGUGGGUUUCAAGGAAAAGUCUGUUUUUAUUGUAAAUAUGGUAAAUAAAUAAACAAAAUAAACACAUUUUUGAUACAUUAAA